AUGCCUGGUGUCAACUAUGUCUCCUCGUCUCUGAACCGCACCCGAAGGAAAAACAAGACCCCUGCCGAAGACUCUUACCCUCGCUUACCACCCGGCUACCUCUCCUUGAAGCCCCGGGGGAUGUUCGCCUACCUGAACCCUAAUCCAAAUCACGACUCUCUGGAUCUUUCUGAUGACCUGACGAGGGGUGCUGCAGAAAUUCAGGUUAAACCAGAGUGUGUGGAAGUUGAGGAUUGGAAUCAAGAAGGCGGAAAGAAAGGCAGACUGCAUGAAAGGGAGCCUCUUCGACACAACGCACAGACCGCCUCUGAAGCCCAAAGGCAGCCAGCUUCAAAACUCGACUUUGGAUUCUCUUGGUCUAAGCACGCUCUCUCUUCCACGACAUCUCGCGAAUCCCUGAGUGAGCCUUAUGACGUCCACCCUGUCUCGAAAGGCUCUCACGCCAAGCACGUUCGAGGAGGAGAAGGGGGUUCUAAUAAGAGAAGAAAGGAGGGGGAUGAUGGCAGCAAAGAACCGUGGUUCUUGAAGUGGAAAGCAGGAGAGCAGGAGAGCUCCAAGACAGCAUCGAAAAGAAAGUCUCCCAAGAAGACAUACGGAGUCGCGUCGGGCAACUCCCGGAUCAUCAACGGCGCCCUGAUCCUCGUCGCUUUGUAUGGUCAGCAGCGUAUUCUGAACUCUCCCUAG
Cryptococcus wingfieldii CBS 7118 is the source of this 684-nucleotide messenger RNA. RefSeq lists its product as hypothetical. NCBI's taxonomy places the organism in Eukaryota, Fungi, Basidiomycota, Tremellomycetes, Tremellales, Cryptococcaceae. The coding region runs from base 1 to 684 and encodes 227 amino acids. The transcript is spliced from 3 exons. The record is from RefSeq and is a predicted model, not a curated record.